CUGUGACAUUACCUUUUUCUUCGUCGUAGAGAUUUCUCGAGAGAGAGAAAAAGAGAAAAAGAUGGCUGAAGCAGCGAGAAGACAAGGUGGUGGGAGACCACUACCGCCACCUCCGAGAGGCGCUAACCAACCUAAUCGCCCUAAACCUGAACCUGUCGAUCGUGAAAAGACAUGUCCCCUACUUCUUCGUGUUUUCACCAAGAGUGGUGGUCAUCAUACUAAUGAAGAUUAUGCUGUGAGAGGCAGAGAACCAAAAGAUGAAGUUCAAAUCUACACUUGGAAAGAUGCCACUCUUCGCGAGUUAACAGAUUUGGUGAAAGAAGUUUCUGUAGCAGCUAGGAGAAGGAAUGCAAGAUUGUCUUUUGCGUUUGUUUAUCCUGACAAGCAGGGUCGCUUUACUAUGAGAGAGGUUGGGCAGACUAUGUCUUUUCCGAACCGAAAACAACCAGAUGACAGUAAAACGCUUUCCGACCUUAGGUUUGAGAUUGGAGAUUAUCUGGAUGUCGCAAUUUACUAGGAAGUUUCUGUUUCGUUAAGUGGGAUUUAGCUGCGUGCACAAUGGAAGAAGAACACAUUUCAUGGUUGUACCAUCUCAAACUUCGUUUAGACAUUUUAUGUAUUUUUGGAUCUGGUCUGUGCACUAAUGUCUAAUGGUUUAGUAUAAUAUCCUGCUUUUUUUU
Messenger RNA from Arabidopsis lyrata subsp. lyrata, 680 nucleotides. Its product is annotated as histone deacetylase complex subunit SAP18. Gene Ontology annotation, cellular component: nucleus. The transcript has 6 exons. The record is from RefSeq and is a predicted model, not a curated record. The coding region runs from base 62 to 517 and encodes 151 amino acids. Gene Ontology annotation, molecular function: transcription factor binding; transcription corepressor activity. Gene Ontology annotation, biological process: negative regulation of DNA-templated transcription. Lineage: Eukaryota; Viridiplantae; Streptophyta; Magnoliopsida; Brassicales; Brassicaceae.